AUGUCUAACCAAGAAGUUUUAGUUUUAAGAGGUACCUUAGAAGGUCACAACGGAUGGGUCACUUCCCUUGCCACCACCCCAGCUCACCCAGACUUAUUAUUGUCCGGUUCAAGAGAUAAGACUUUAAUCAGAUGGAAGUUAACUGGAGGUGAAGACAACCAAUACGGUGUCCCAAAGAAGUCCUUCAAGGGUCACUCUCACAUUAUCCAAGAUGUUACCAUUUCUGCUGAUGGUGCUUACGCUUUAUCUGCUUCUUGGGAUAAGACUUUAAGAUUAUGGGACUUAGAAUCCGGUGAAUCAACCAAGAGAUUUGUUGGCCACACUGGUGAUGUCUUAUCUGUCUCUAUUGCCAAGAACUUGAGACAAAUUGUCUCUGCUUCUAGAGAUAAGACCGUCAAGGUUUGGAACACCAUUGGUGAAUGUAUGCAAACUUUAACCGGUCACUCCGAUUGGGUUUCUGCUGUUAGAUUCUCCCCAUCUGAAGAAACUUCCACCGUCAUCUCCGCUUCAUGGGAUAAGACUGUCAAGUCUUGGGACUUAAACGACUACAACGUCAACGCUGACUUCAUCGGUCACACCGGUUACGUUUCAUGUAUCACUAUCUCUCCAGAUGGAUCCCUUUGUGCUUCCGCUGGUAAGGACGGUGUUAUCAUCUUAUGGGACUUAAACUCAAACAGAACCUUAUACACUUUAGCUGCUUCUUCCGAAGUCCAUGCUUUAGCUUUCUCUCCAAACAGAUACUGGUUAGCUGCUGCCACCGCUUCCGGAAUCAAGAUCUUCAACUUAGAAGAAAGAACCUUGUUAGACGAAUUAAAGCCAGAAUUCGCCAUCGGUUCUAAGGCUAAGGACCCAGAAGCUAUCUCUUUAGCUUGGUCUGCUGACGGUCAAAACUUAUUUGCUGGUUACACUGAUAACGUUAUCAGAGUCUGGCAAGUUAUGACCUCAUCUGCUUAA
Molecule: messenger RNA, 954 nt
Organism: Dujonia railenensis
Lineage: Eukaryota; Fungi; Ascomycota; Pichiomycetes; Serinales; Debaryomycetaceae
Source: the annotation of a GenBank genome assembly